AUGGCAUCCCUCCCCACGCAGCAGUUUGAGAUCCUCGUGGCAUGCACGUGCAACUGCUUCUCCUCGGUGGGGAUGAUCCUCUUCAACAAACUGGCUGUCCAGGCCCUGCCUUUGGAGUGCAGUUUGGUGUGGCUGCAGCUCUUCUUUGCAGCAUUCUUCAUGCUUAUCUUUGGCUUCCCCUACUUGCACAUUGGCUCCAUGAAGGACUUCCUACGCUGGUGCAUGGUGGUCCCGUUCUUCACCGGCAUGCUCAUGACUUCCAUUCUUGCGUUGAAGAAGGCACCGAUGUCCCUGGUUAUCGUCCUCCGGAGCGCAUCGCCCCUCUUUUCCCUCAUCUUCGAGCGCUUCUACCCGGAGCCACUGCGCAUCAGUGGGCCCAUGGUCUGCGCCAUCGUCGUGAUGGUCGCCGGGGCGGUCAUGUAUGUCUCUCAGCUCCAUGCUGAGCACUGGGAGGGCAUCGGCUGGGUGAUGCUGAACAGCAUCGUUGCAGUGUGCGACCGGCUGCUGCAGCGCUUGCUGCUGUCGAAGGAGCAGCACCCUGUGGACAUCUCCAAGACAGGCAUCACUGUCAUCAACAACAUGAUGGGCCUGAUCCCAGUGGGCAUGGCAGCCUACUUCACGGGAGAAGUCGGCCAGUUCCCUUAUGCGUACGCCAACCUCACAGGCUUGGACAAGGUCUACAUCGGCUUAAGCUGUGUCAUCGGUCUGUCCAUCGGCUUCACGGGAAUCUGGGCCCAGAGUCUGAUCAGUGCGACCAGCUUCCUUGUCAUGGUCAAUGCCAACAAGUUCGUGAUUAUUGGUAUCGAAGCCUUUGGCAUGCACACAAAGGUGCUGACCCAUGGCCAGAUUCUCGGUGCCUCCCUGUCCAUCUUGGGCGGCAUCCUCUACGGGAAAGCACGCCAGCAGAUCGAACAGGAGGAAGAGGAAAGGAAGCAAUUGCUGCCCAGCGUGAAGGUGUAG
This is a messenger RNA of Symbiodinium necroappetens, 960 nucleotides long. The record is from the annotation of a GenBank genome assembly. Lineage: Eukaryota; Dinophyceae; Suessiales; Symbiodiniaceae.